Messenger RNA from Carassius carassius (crucian carp), 2600 nucleotides. RefSeq names its product cationic amino acid transporter 3-like. Gene Ontology annotation, biological process: amino acid transport; transmembrane transport. Bases 37 to 1980 code for a protein of 647 amino acids. The record is from RefSeq and is a predicted model, not a curated record. Gene Ontology annotation, cellular component: plasma membrane. Gene Ontology annotation, molecular function: amino acid transmembrane transporter activity. The transcript is spliced from 11 exons. Lineage: Eukaryota; Metazoa; Chordata; Actinopteri; Cypriniformes; Cyprinidae.
CUUCAUCCCAGUCUUCAUCCCUUAACUUUAUCCAUCAUGGCUGAGAAUAAGCUGGCCUCCAUUGGGAAGAUGCUGCUGAGGCGUCGCAUGCUGGACACCUCUCAGGACGAGACCCGCUUCGCUCGCUGUCUCACCACUCUUGACCUCAUAGCCCUCGGGGUCGGGGCCACACUGGGUGCAGGGGUCUAUGUCCUGGCUGGGGAAGUGGCCCGAGAGAAGGCUGGACCUGCCAUCGUGCUUUCUUUCCUCAUUGCGGCAUUGUCGUCUGUCCUCGCUGGUUUGUGCUACGCCGAAUUUGGCGCACGUGUUCCCAAGACGGGGUCCGCUUACCUGUACAGCUACGUAACAGUUGGUGAAAUAUGGGCCUUUAUUACGGGAUGGAACCUCAUUCUGUCAUACGUGAUUGGCACAGCCAGUGUGGCACGGGCUUGGAGCUCAACGUUUGACAAUCUAGUGAACAAAACCGUCUCUGAUUUUUUCACUGAUUACAUGUCGUUUCCAGACACUGGAGAAGUGUUAGCCAAGUAUCCAGAUGUGUUUGCUCUCAUCCUGGUCAUAUUGCUCACUGGAUUAUUGGCAUUUGGAGUGAGUGAGUCUGCACUUGUCAACAAGAUCUUCACAGGAAUCAACCUGGUGGUUCUGAUGUUUGUUAUUAUAUCGGGCUUUGUGAAAGGCGACACUGCCAACUGGAGCCUCACUGUGGAGGACUACAUUAACAGCACAAACAACUACAAUCCAGAGAAAAUUGAAAAAGAGUUUGGCUCGGGUGGUUUUGCACCAUUUGGUGUCAGUGGAAUCCUAACUGGUGCUGCUACUUGUUUCUAUGCAUUUGUGGGUUUUGACUGCAUCGCAACCACAAGUGAGGAGGCAAAAAACCCCAAGCGUUCCAUCCCGAUCGGCAUAGUGGCCUCUCUGCUCAUCUGCUUUUUCGCCUACUUCGGAGUGUCAGCAGCGCUCACACUCAUGAUGCCCUAUUACAAGCUGGAUGUUCAUAGUCCCCUUCCAGAGGCCUUUCAAUAUGUGCAAUGGGGCCCCGCUCGCUAUAUAGUAGCGGUGGGGUCUCUGUGCGCCCUUUCCACCAGCUUGUUAGGCUCCAUGUUCCCUAUGCCUCGUGUGAUUUAUGCCAUGGCUGAGGAUGGUUUGCUUUUUCGCUCCCUCUCCCGCAUGCACAAGAAAACCAAGACACCUGUGCUGGCCACCAUUGUGUCUGGCAUCGUAGCAGCUCUGAUGGCCUUUCUGUUUGAUCUUGCCGCAUUAGUGGACUUGAUGUCAAUUGGGACCCUGCUGGCAUACACUCUAGUUGCUGUGUGUGUACUCAUUCUCCGGUACCAGCCAGGCAGUCUUGGUUCCAGAGGUGUGAAUGAGAAGCCGAUGGAACUGCAGAGGCUGGAGGCUAAAGGAGGCAUGGCAGAUGUGGAUAGUGGGGAUGAGUACAGCCAGGACCUGGAGACAACACCCCUUAAAGAGAGGUUUUCCUUCAGGAUGCUGGUGCAGCCCAUCCGUGACGUACCCACCAAGAUGUCGGGCAUCAUUGUUUAUGCUGCAACUGGCACCAUAUCGGUGCUGUUCACUCUGCUGUGUGUGGUGCUGGCAGUGUUCGUGGAGCAGGUGGGGAUGGGCAGCCCUUUUUAUAUCACUUUGGUUGUUCUCCUGUCUCUUCUGUCUUCUGUCUGCAUCCUCAUCAUCUGGCGACAGCCCCAGAGUAAAGAGGUUCUCACUUUCAAGGUGCCUUUGCUCCCUAUUCUGCCAUUGGUCAGUAUCUAUGUGAAUAUUUACCUCAUGAUGCAAUUGGAUGGAACUACAUGGAUUCGUUUCGCCGUAUGGAUGGUUAUUGGCUUUAUCAUUUAUUUUGCAUAUGGAAUAAGGCACAGCUCUGAGGGUAAAAACAAUUCCACAGAAAAUUUUGAGCCCAUCCUUCAAGCCAAGAAACCAGUCUACCUGACUGAAGAUGAGAGUGAACACGAGAGGGCCACACCUUAAGAAGCUCAACUGGAUUGGUAUGCCGGCAACGUCACAACCGGUUUUAGAAAAUGCUGCAGUAUCACUUUAUAAUGCACCUUAUAAUCCUUCAAUAAGUCUGCAUCGAAAACAGACAGUUCAGUAGGAGAUAUGUGUAUUUCUUACUAAUUGUUUAUCUUGUGUCAGUACAUGAUGGUACUGAAACAGUGUUACUUAUGUAUGUCUGGGCUUCACUAGUGAAAGAUUUCAGUCUAGUCCUACAUGUACUUUGUAUGCACAUGUUGUUUUCAGAGGUGUGGCAAGGUGUCUACCUGUGAGUGGUCAUUUUAGGGUGCCUCCCUCCUCACACAAUGAAUGGGAAUAUGUUAUUGAAAGGCUUUGUUUAGACAGGGAGCAAAAAUCUCAUUGGGCGUGCCCAAAUCAAGGUUUUUUUUUAUUAUUAAUGUAUGUUGCAAUCUUUGUGCAAUGUCCUUCGUGUCCACAUUUACUCGUAUAGCACACUGUGUCACAUUUGCGAUGUAGUAAAAGUGACUGGUUGCACAAUGAUGUUCUCUCAUGAGCUCAGCACUGCAGUGAGAUGUCAAGGUGGACAUGAGCAAAGGCAAACUUAUGCUUUUCUUUCCUCUCUUUCCACCCUGAGA